CACACUAAAAUCUUCCAUUGGUAGAACCAAGCAGGUGACAUCUGGACUUCCAUUCCUUCUUCCCCCUCUUUUUUUCUUUUCACAAGAUAUUCUCAUAGAUACUGUGCUGGGAAGCCUCUUUCCUGAAAAAGGCGAGCUCUUGGCUGUGAUAUUGUAUUGCAGUCAUGGCGCCUAAGAAGAAGAAUGUCAAAAAGAACAAGACAGAUAUCAAUGAAUUAACCAUCAUAGUGGAGGAUGGGCCACUAAGCAAGCUCAAUGGAUUGAAUACCCUCCUAGAAGGAGGCAACGGCUUCAGUUGUGUUUCCACAGAAGUUUCUGAUGCUUUCUAUAGUCCCAACCUCUUGGAAGGUUUGUGCAGGAUGAGGAUGGAAAAUUUUCUCUGUGAUUUAAUAAUUGGUACCAAAACCAAGUCCUUUGAUGUUCACAAGGUGGUGAUGGCAUCAUGCAGUGAUUACUUCCAUAGCAUCCUAAAGAAAGAUCCAUCAACUCAAAGAGUGGACCUCAAUGACGUAUCCCCACUGGGCCUAGCCACUGUGAUUGCAUACGCCUAUACUGGAAAACUUACACUAUCCCUGUAUACUAUAGGUAGUAUCAUCUCCACAGCCAUUUAUCUUCAGAUACAUACCCUUGUGAAGAUGUGUAGUGACUUUCUCAUGCAAGAAAUCAAUGUAGAAAAUUGUAUGUAUGUUGCCAACAUUGCAGAGACAUAUGGACUGAAAACUGCUAAGGAAGCAUCACAGAAAUUCAUUAGAGACAACUUCAUUGAGUUUUCUGAAUCAGAUCAUUUCUUAAAGCUGACUUUUGAACAGAUCAACGAACUUCUUGCAGAUGAUGACUUGCAGUUGCCUUCUGAACUUAUUGCAUUCCAGAUUGCAAUGAGAUGGCUGGAAUUUGACCAAAAAAGAACUAAGUAUGCUGCAGAUCUUUUGAGCAACAUUCGGUUUGGCACCAUCUCUGCCCAGGACCUGGUGAAUUAUGUUCAGACUGUACCAAGAAUGAUGCUAGAUACGGAUUGCCACAGACUUCUGGUAGAUGCCAUGAAUUACCACUUACUUCCUUACCACCAGAAUACUCUGCAGUCAAGAAGAACCAGGAUUCGAGGAGGAUUACGAGUCCUAGUUACAGUCGGGGGACGUCCAGCUUUAACAGAAAAAUCCCUUAGCAGAGACAUUUUAUACCGAGAUCCUGACAAUGGGUGGAAAAGGCUUACAGAGAUGCCUGCCAAAAGCUUUAACCAGUGUGUCACCGUGAUGGAUGGAUUUCUCUAUGUAGCAGGUGGUGAAGACCAGAAUGAUGCCAGAAAUCAGGCAAAGCAUGCAGUCAGCAAUUUUUGCAGGUACGAUCCUCGCUUCAGCACUUGGAUACAUCUGGCCAAUAUGAAUCAAAAGCGCACUCAUUUUAGUCUGAAUGUGUUCAACGGUCUCCUUUUUGCAGUCGGGGGUCGCAAUUCAGAAGGGUGUCUCUCUUCGGUUGAAUGUUAUGUCCCUACAAUUAACCAGUGGCAGCUGAAGACUCCACUGGAGAUGCCCAGGUGCUGCCAUGCUAGUGCAGUAGUAGAUGGUAGGAUCUUGGUCACAGGAGGCUACAUCAAUAAUGCUUACUCCCACUCAGUUUGCAUGUAUGACCCUACUAGUGACAGCUGGCAAGACAAGGCCAGCCUUAGCACCCCGAGAGGAUGGCACUGUGCCAUUACCCUAGGGGAAAAGGUCUACGUGAUGGGAGGAUCCCAACUAGGAGGCAGAGGGGAAAGAGUUGAUGUGCUUCCUGUUGAAUGCUAUAGUCCAUAUUCUGGCCAGUGGAAUUAUGUUGCUCCUCUUCCCACUGGUGUGAGCACUGCUGGUGCUUCUAAUCUUAAUGGAAGAAUUUACUUAGUGGGAGGCUGGAAUGAAAUAGAAAAGAAAUACAAGAAAUGUAUUCAGUGUUAUAACCCUGACCUUAAUGAAUGGACCGAUGAAGAUGAGCUACCUGAAGCCACCGUAGGAGUGUCAUGCUGCACUAUUGCCAUGCCCAACACUAAGACCAGGGAAUCGAGAUCUAGCUCAGUAUCUUCAGUACCAGUUAGUAUUUAAGUUCUUUUUUUAAUUAACACCCCCCAUGAAUUUAAAAAGCUAUUCUAAAUUUUUAAAAUAUUUCUUUCCCACUACUGGGUUGUAACCCCUUUGAAGAAGUGUCCCUAUCAAAAGGAUUGAAGAGAAAAACAUUAAACACUGUUCGCAUGGAUUUCAGCUUUAUAAAAUGAAAAGUGGCCAAUUUCCAUGGGAUUGAAAACACAUGGUAUGACCAAAGAAAUUCAAAUCUAAUACAUUUUAUGUAGUACAAAUGUGCACCAUAAGACAAAGGCCUCUGAUCCAAUGAUCAUAACAGAGCAAAGUUCCUUACUUCCUUUGGGACCUCUUGUUCAGAUUCUGCAAUCGAUUUAGAAAAAACAUGUUUCCAAGCAGAUGGCUCAAAGCAUGGCUGAUUAGAAGGCACCGUUCAGUUAAGUUUUCCUCCAGAGGGGCAAAGGUAAAAGAUGGAGCAAUAUAUCAGAACUACAAAUGGAAGGCUAACGUUUCUAAAAUCCAUGGGCAUCUGUAGUUGGGAGCAGAUGACAUCAUGCUCAUCAUAUUAUCAUAGAACAAAGGACAUGAAUUAUAUAAUUUGCAUCAAAGACACAACUGACGUCAAUUACAGAAUUCACAUUAUUCGCAUGUUGACACCAGUGAUGUCAUUCUGGCUUCUUACAGACAUCUCUAUUGGAAUCCUCUGCAAUCUUCUAUGAAUGAAACAAAAUAAUGAGAUUUAUCUGGAAGCAAUUAUUAUUUUAAAUAAGGAUUUAUUCCUAGAAUGCAGUGCUUUGCUUUACUAUUGUUUACUGAAUAAAUCAUAAUUGGCUGAGCUACAGUCAGCUAAAUCAUUGCUUACAAAGGUUAGUGGCUCAAUUCCCAUGACAUGCUAAAUCACAGGCAAAUCACAUAUACCAAGUUAUAUGAAUCCACCUAUAAGCUAUAAGAAGGCAUGAAAAUAGAUUUCUCUAUAAAUAUGAGAAAUAUAGAUACAAGUAAAAUCUAAAACUAUAUCAUAUUUCUGCAGCGCCUGGGACCAUGUCAACAUUUCAGUAAAAUGUUUACAUGAAACAAUAAAUUUUACCCCGUGGUUAGGCUUAUGAAACUGUGGUUAUGCUAACCCAAGGUCUGCACAAAGUCAGAUGAUAUAUCAACUGAAUUUGGAAUGGGCGGAAUUUAGCUUAAGGUUUAAUUUGCUUCCUUCCUAAACAGAAAGCAGGAAUAGAUGCAGAGUGCAGCUGCUUUAACCAGGGACCUCACACAGUUUCUUCAAUACAUGAAUGUUGUAUGGAAUAAAAUAAAGAUGCCAGAGAAAAGGUGGUGGCUUAGCUUUCCUUCACUCUAGAUAAAUAAGUCCAAUCCAUCACUUUAAAAAAAUGAACACAACACACACACACACACACACACACACACACACACACAAACAUCAGGAAAUGUCAGCCAGGAAGUUCACAGCUAAGAUGGCAGGGAUACUUGAUGACAUAGCAUCAAGAUUUCCUCAUGGUACUCAAUAUCAUCUGGCAUGGCAUAUAUAUGGUUAGCCCCAAGUGGUUAGAAAGUUACAGUAAAGAAAUAGUACAUUAGAUUUCAUACAUUGCACUAAAAACCAUUAUGUAUUUAGUUCUGUCUUAUCAAGUUCUACAAAUCCAGCCGACUGUGCUUUAUUCAAUAAACCAUAAAUUCCAAAACAGCCAUCUAUGCAAAACACAGUGUGUGAGGACUGUCAUGUAAGCAUGUGCCUCAAGAAGUCUUUCCCUCCAUUUUGUUCUUUAUAUAUCUUGUACUCCCAGCCCAAUUCAUUUCCAAAAACAUUUACAACUCUUUGGAAAGGUGUCUGAGGAUGCAUUAAAAUGCAUGAGUUGCCUUCCACCAUUUUACAAAGAAAAGCCAUUCUGCUCAUGAAAGGUCUUAAAUGUGCCCUAUCCAAAAUUUCUGCUGACCUUAAUAUUUCUGGAUUGUAUUUUGAUAGUUUCAUUUCUCUAAUGCCUCUUUAAAAAUAAGCACCACUGGGCUUAAGGGAACUUCUUUUUAAACAAGCAUACAUAAAAUUGCAGCUUUGAUUGAGUUUAAUGGUCUUUAUUUCCAGGUAAGUGUGCACUUAAAUUUGUCUUGAUCAUACCAUGUAAGAAGAUUUUUUUAAUGGCAAACAAUUGCUUUAUAUUUGAUCCACAACAAAAACAAUCAUUGUCCUCCUUAUCAUAGUCUAACAUAAUGGUUCUCAAUCUGUGGUCCGCAGAUGUUUUAUUAUUUAAAUCUUGAGUUAAGUCUUGGGGGUCCAUGGCCAUGGUAUGUGACUAUAAAAUGUAUUUAAAAGAGUCAGUAGUGAAGAAAAGGUUGAGAACCACAGUCUAAUAUAUUUCUCUAAUGAUUUACCACAAGUAAGUUGAAAUUUGGAAAAUUAUUUGGUCCAAUAAGUUAAUAGCAUUGUUUAGAAUAUCUGACAGGGAUCCAAAAUCUUCAUGUUAAUUUUCCAAUGCUUUCACUUGAAUUGCUUACAUAACAUGGUAUGGAAGAAGAAGAAUGAAGAUGCAACUAAAUUAGUCUGAAAGGUGUGCAGUUACUGCUGUUGUAUGAUACUUGAAUGGCCCUGUCAGUGUGUGUUUGUCAAAGUUUAAACCAAUAAUGUAAAAAUAGGAACAAUUUCUAUUUCUUUAUGAGCUGCAAAAGCAAAAUAACCCAAGUUGUUUGGGACUUUGUUUAUUUAUAUUUGUGGGCAGGGAAUGGGUGGGAAGUAACAAGAUAUACCAGAAGUUCAUAUACCUGGAUAUGCACAAAUGUUCUCAGUCCUAAGUAAAACAAAAAGCACAGAUGUUGCUAGACUAGACACUUGAUCUGAACUGACUCCAGCAAGGUACCACUUAACGAAGCAAUAAUCCCAGAGUUAGCAGGUAUCUUCUAUGGCCCUACCAUUCCUGAUGUCACUGGCCAGAACUAGUUUUUUCAAAGUCUAAUUAGAGCUGGGGCACACCAUAUUUUGUGAAUAAUUGCAAUGACACCUGCCUAGAACUCCCAAGUGAUGUACCACUGAUAUCCUUUGAUAGUAAGAUAAAUCACCACAUUUAAGGAAGAAACAAUUACACGAAGGAGUAACUCUCUACCCCACAUAGGAAAGCAUACUGAGCAUACUAGCACCAUGCAAUAGGAUAACAAGCUAGAGGCUUGCUUCAUAUCAUACAUCUGACAAGAAUAUUUAUGAUCGAUAUAUAUUAUAUCUUAUGUAUGUGCCCUUUUUAUUGUGAUUUGAUCAGGGGGUUGUAAAACAAAAAGUUUACCAACUGCUCCUGAUUAAUGUAGUGUAUAUGUACAGGUCCUACAAUCGUGAUCCCCCUUACCCACCCCAUUUUGAAGAAUAACAGUAACCUAUUUUUUCAAUGCAUAAUAUUCUCUUUCUCAAUAUUAUAUGGAACACCAACGGGAAAGGGUCGAGUCUCCAGAUUUUGCAUUACUCAGCUCUCUUGAAUACAUGCACAAGAUUCUCAGUAUGAAAAUUAGGAGUAAUAAAACAAAGAAGAGAAUAGAUUUUAUAUACUUUAGUCUUACAUUUUUACGUGGUCAUUUUUACUACUUUGUUACUGUAACAUUUCUCAGUUCAGUUCUAAAGCCUGAUCUGUGUAGGUGUGCCUUCAAGUCAGUAUUGAUUCUUGGCAAUUGCCUGGACAAAUCCUGACAGUUUUCCUUAGCAAGUUUUCUGAAAUGUUUUGCCAUUUCCUGCGUUCCAGGGUUGAGAGGGAGUGACUGACCCAGGGUCACCCAGCUGGCUGUGUGGCAAGGCUGAACUAGAAUUCCCAGUUUUCCAGUUUUUAGCCUGAUGCCACCUGGUGCCUUAACCACUACCCCAAACUGGCUCUCAGACGUAUAUGAUACAGUAUAUUCACCAGAUAUCCCUUGUAUAACCAGAUUUGUUUGCUGGAAAGGCAGUACAGAGAACAGUUUCUGUGAAUGACAAGAUGUCCAUUUCAAUUCAGGUUGAUUGUUUCACAUAGGUAUCAGUUUCAGUUACAAAACAUGAGGGUAGUUUGAGAUUAAUUGGAAAGCGAUAAUCUGCCCAGUUCUGACAUAAUGAGGAAAGCAUUUUUAAUAUGAAGCAUACCUGACAUGUAGAAUUCAUUGUAACAAAAUGUGGCAAUGAAUAUUGGCUUGGAGAUUUUCAAGACAGAUUCAGGGAGCAGAGCCACAAUAGCAGUGGAAAACACCACUAUUUAAUGACACUAAUUAUCAGUUGCUAAAAUAUGGAAAACAUUUACCUUCAAGUUCUUAUGUGGGCCUCCAAAGGGUUUUUGUCUGAUUGACUGAACAUUUAUUUUCUUAGACUACAUUGUUUUUAUCAGUCCUAGAAACCAAGAGAUCCUUUAAAAGUCAUCAAAGCAUCCUUAAGUAAUUCUUGGAAAAUGUUUUGAUGAAGUUUCCAGAUGCACCAAGAAAAGAACAAGCGAGUGUUCUUCUAGUUUUACAAAGGUUUACAAGUAGGUGGAGAACAAGAUGUGCAUUCUAUCCCUCUCCUUAUUCUCUCAAAUGUCUAACAUUCAGCUUUGGGGUCUUAUGAAAGGUUGGACUUGUAUUUGCUUUGAAGACAAGCACAAGCCUGGAUGUAUAGAGCACUGUACUUCAGUUCAGCUAGUUGAAAAUGGAACCCCUUCUCAGAUUUUCCAGCUGAACAUGUGGAAGUUGCAAGGCUGGGUACAUAACCCUCUUUUCUAGCUAUUUUCAAGCCCUUAUGCAUUCAAGCAAAUACAUGAAGAGCUUUUAUAAGUCACUGGCUUUAGAAGUUUUGUUCUACUGCUAUAACAAUCUAUGCAUGAUUGCAGUUUUGAGUAAGCCCAUUGACUUCAAAAGGAAUUAUAAUUCCAAAUUUAUGGUUUCCUAGCAAAAUAUUUCCAGGUGAAGGUAUAAUAAAACCAUUUAAAUAUAACAGAUAUGCAGAAACAUCACAAUUUCUUUUCUAAGGGUAUUUAUAAUUAGAGCUGUGCAGUCUUUUGGAUUUAAGUCCAAAGAGCUGUUUCAAGCAAGUUUGCAAAUGGAGCAGUUACUGGCAACUCUAAAGCAGUCAUGUUUUUCCACAGAUCCACUGCAGAGAACAGAAGCAUGAUCCUGGGGAAAGAUAUCUGACUCUAAAAAAACUCAGAUAGAGACUACAUUAUUCAAAGCGUCUCUUCUAAUAUUGCAUUGCUCUAUGUAUCACUUCUGGCAUAGGUUCUCAACACUUAUUACUAACUCCUCUGUGCUACUAUCGGAAGCCUGACAUAUAGAAACUGGGGAAGUUAAGCUUUUCCAGGCAUGAAGAAUGAGGUUGUCUGUUUAAAGUAAGGGUGUCAAACUUGCGGCCCACAGUCCGGAUGGGUCAUAUGCUGGUCACCCCCACCCCCAAUUUAGCAAA
Messenger RNA from Pseudonaja textilis, 7419 nucleotides. RefSeq names its product kelch like family member 31 (gene KLHL31). Gene Ontology annotation, cellular component: nucleus. Gene Ontology annotation, molecular function: protein binding. Gene Ontology annotation, biological process: negative regulation of JNK cascade; negative regulation of protein phosphorylation. Lineage: Eukaryota; Metazoa; Chordata; Lepidosauria; Squamata; Elapidae. The record is from RefSeq and is a predicted model, not a curated record.